This is a messenger RNA of Electrophorus electricus (electric eel), 1992 nucleotides long. The record is from RefSeq and is a predicted model, not a curated record. NCBI's taxonomy places the organism in Eukaryota, Metazoa, Chordata, Actinopteri, Gymnotiformes, Gymnotidae.
UGCCAUAAGUCUAAAGUUCAUGAAGCCUUACUCAGCAGUUUUUUGUGCAGUGUCACUUUAAAUGCAGGAGCACAAAGCGUGAACAGCAGUUUACAGACACGCAAGAACACUAAAAUUAGAAUGACUACACUAACAAAUUCUUGCUACUUGGGAUUUGAUUUCAGCACUCAACAGAUUGUGUGAUUUGAAAGUUGUCGCAAUCGAUGGAAACCUUCAAGUUAUUCAUCAAAACAAUGUCCAGUUUGACAGCGAUUUGCCAGCGUUCAGGACUCAGGGGGGUGUGCAUGUCCAUGGAGAUGGACUGACAGUAACCUCCCCAGUGCACAUGUGGGUGAAGGCACUUGACCUCAUCCUUGAGAAGAUGAAGAAUGCUGGCUUUGACUUUUCUUGUGUGAAAGCUAUUUCAGGGAGUGGGCAGCAACAUGGCAGUGUGUACUGGAAAAAUGGAACGAGAACGAGUCUACAGCUUCUUGACCCAGAUAGAGACCUGCACAGCCUUCUGCAGGAUAGUUUUGCUGUCCUAGACAGUCCAGUGUGGAUGGACUCCAGUACUGUAAAGCAAUGUCAGUACCUCGAGUCUGCAGUAGGUGGUGCUCAACAGCUUGCAGACAUCACUGGGUCACGGGCCUAUGAGCGUUUUACUAGCAGUCAGAUUGCAAAGAUCCACCAGUUACAGCCAAAUAAAUACAAUGAAACUGAGAGAAUCUCAUUGGUCAGUAGCUUUGCAGCAUCUCUCUUCCUUGGAGACUAUGCUGCAAUUGACUACAGUGAUGGUUCGGGGAUGAAUUUAAUGGACAUCUUCACUAAACAAUGGUCACUGCCAUGUCUGAAAGCUACAGCACCUAUGCUAGCAGCGAAGCUGUGUGACCCGACACCAUCCACAGCACUUCUGGGCUCCAUUUCCUCCUAUUUUGUAAAGCGCUUUGGAUUUCCAGAACACUGCAAAGUGGUGGCUUUCACAGGAGACAACCCUGGGUCUUUAGCGGGGAUGCGGCUACAAGAAGGAGAUAUAGCGGUGAGUUUGGGCACAAGUGAUACUGUCUUCCUGUGGAUCACAGAACCCAGGCCUGCGGUUGAAGGCCAUAUCUUCUGCAAUCCUGUAGACUGCUCCUCCUACAUGGCUUUGAUCUGCUACAAGAACGGCUCUCUGACCAGAGAGAGGAUCCGUAACGAGUGUUCUGGAGGCUCAUGGGAAAGUUUCUCCAGUGCGCUGUGGUCCACUCCCAUGGGGAACAAUGGAAGCAUAGGCAUUUAUUUCGAUGUUGUGGAGAUCAUACCCCCAGCCAUUGGGAUUUACCGAUUUGAUCAACAUGAUAAAAGAGUAGAUGCCUUCACCCGGGAGGUGGAAAUUCGAGCCCUGGUUGAGGGACAGUUCUUGGCAAAGAGGGUACAUGCCCAAAAGCUUGGCUAUAGGAUCAUUCCAGGAACAAAAGUGCUGGCGACAGGAGGGGCUUCGUCUAACAAGGCCAUCCUUCAGGUCCUCUCGGAUGUGUUCAACGCUCCAGUAUACACGAUUGAUGUGGCCAACUCUGCUUGUCUGGGCUCUGCCUUCAGAGCUAUGCAUGCGCUUGUUGCCGGAAAGGGGGUUUCCUUCACAGACACGGUGAGAGGAGCAGCAGCAGCACAGCUUGCAGUGAGACCAAACCCCAGUGCUGAGGAGGUAUAUGGGCCACUCCUGAAGAGAUAUGCAGGUCUGGAGGCAAGGGUUCUCAUGACCACGACACAAUGAUUCAUUUCCAUCCAAGCAUUUAAUCUCUGCCUCUCUUUAUGUAUAACCCACUAGAGCCAUGGACAAAUGAGACCUUUAGCAUGGUUCAUUCCUUUGCAUGAAGGAACCUGCAUUGUUUUUUAAUUUAGCCGAAUGAUGCUAGUCUCUCUGCCUCAGUUGAUCAUUACGUUGUCUUGACUGUUGCCACAUCAAGUGUAAAUGAUUACCCACUGUUAUAUAACAGGAGUCCAAAAUGAGGUGGACAAUAAAGAAAGAAAAAAUAC